AUGAAUGACCAGUACAUAUUGGAAGUGCUGGGGUACAACAAGGAUGUGUUCCUCCGUAUUAAAUACAAACAAGUCCCUUAUUGUCAUCCCAUUCCACCCAGAACUAUCUCCAAGUGUGCAUGUUUCAAACUCAGUGAUAAUAAAUUUGUAUGGGCACUUACCAGACACACCAUUUUACCUACCAAACAGAGUGCAAAAGACAGGGCUUUUAUAUUGCUUAAGAUUCCUAUGCCUCAAUGUCCAGGGGCAUAUGAUGAGCAAGUCGGCUUGGUUAAGGAAGUUUGGACGACUCAAGAGUCAAGAGUGGAUGAAAGUGUUGUGUUAAACAUAGAAAUGGCCUUAUGCAAGAUCAUGUCACCAGUCAAAUGUCCUACAGAUCUACACCUAUUCAGGAACCUUGCACCAGUUUUGGUUCAUGAACAAGCCUCAUAUCACAUCAUAAAUCCUGCUUCACUGUUUUUAGCCUUCCUACACAGAGAGCUCUUCCUAGUACACACCAUCCCAUAUACCCCUGCAGGCAGUGUGGCUGCCAUCUCAUUGGGUGUACACCAAUUGACAGAUAAAAAGAACCUGAACAAGCUGGCCAAGAAGGCCAAAGCAGCCGCAGACAAAGACAUGAACAAAGGAAAAAAGCAGGGAACAGGCAAAAACAAGGGCAAAGGAAGGGCCUGGAAUUGA
Messenger RNA from Melampsora larici-populina 98AG31, 678 nucleotides. RefSeq lists its product as uncharacterized. Lineage: Eukaryota; Fungi; Basidiomycota; Pucciniomycetes; Pucciniales; Melampsoraceae. The coding region runs from base 1 to 678 and encodes 225 amino acids. The transcript is spliced from 2 exons. The record is from RefSeq and is a predicted model, not a curated record.